This is a messenger RNA of Plasmodium cynomolgi strain B, 342 nucleotides long. Its product is annotated as 26S proteasome non-ATPase regulatory subunit 4. NCBI's taxonomy places the organism in Eukaryota, Apicomplexa, Aconoidasida, Haemosporida, Plasmodiidae. The transcript has 2 exons. Gene Ontology annotation, molecular function: polyubiquitin modification-dependent protein binding. Gene Ontology annotation, cellular component: cytosol; nucleus; proteasome regulatory particle, base subcomplex. The annotation marks the transcript as partial. The record is from RefSeq and is a predicted model, not a curated record. Gene Ontology annotation, biological process: proteasome-mediated ubiquitin-dependent protein catabolic process.
AUGAGUUCCAUCGAGGCGACCAUUAUUUGCAUCGACAACAGUGACUACAACAGGAAUGAGGACAUCGUGCCGAACAGGUUUCUCUCGCAGAUCGACUGCAUCAACGUGCUGUGCUGCAACAAAACGAGCAUGCACUACAAAAACAACAUCGGAAUCGUUAUGAUGGCAGGAGAUAAAACGAAAGUAAAGGUAUCCCUAACGAAUGACAUAGGACAGUUACUCUCCUGUAUCCACGACAUAAAGCUAGACGGAACAUGUGACAUCGUGAGAAGUCUGCUUAUCGCACAGCUAGCCCUGAAGCACAGAGUGGAUAAGAAUCUGGGCCAAAAAAUUAUGCUUUUC